CUCCCUCUUUCUUCCCCAUGUAAAACCACACCACUUUCCAUCUCUGCUUGCCGCCAUGCACACACACUACACGGCACACGCACUCUUCACACUCUGCUUCUUCCAUUCCUAUUCUUUCCUUUUUUUUUCUUCUUCCUCACAUUAAAUUACACGCUUCUGUUGAUCCAUUCCUCUCUCUCUCUCAGUUGAACGCUCAAAUUCUCUAUUUUGCGGUUUAAUCCAACAGAAUUGUGCCUUUUUUUUAAUUAGGGUUUAAGCAUUCAAAACCUUUUCAUCAAUUCCGACUAAUCCGAUCUCACUAGUUAACCCUCUCGACUGAUUUAAACCCCAAUUGAGAUCGUAUUUGAACUGACACACACUUCUCACAAAAAAAGGGGGAAAGGAAUUUGCAGAAUGCAGCACACAAAAUCAGAAUCCGAUCUAGCAAGCUUAGCUCCGUCGUCGCCGUCGCGAUCUCCGAAGAGGCCGGCGUACUACGUGCAGAGCCCGUCGUCGUCCAUGCACGCGACCCCCAAUUUCACGAGCCCCAUGGAGUCCCCCUCCCACCCCCACUUCGGCCGCCACUCCCGCAACUCCUCCGCCAGCCGAUUCUCCGGAAUUUUCCGCUCCUCGUCCGGCCGCAAGGCCGGGGCCGCCCGCACCAAGCCCAACGACAAGGGCUGGCCCGAGUGCCAUGUCAUCGUCGAGGAGGGGAAUUACGACGAUGACAAGGCCUGCACGCGCCGUUGCCAGGUGUUAUUAGCCUUGUUCGGCUUUGUUGUGUUGUUUACCGUCUUCUGUUUGAUCAUCUGGGGCGCCGGGAGGCCUUUCAAGACCGAGGUUUCUGUCAGGACCUUGAUGGUCAGCAACAUGUACAUGGGCUCGGGUGCAGACUUCACUGGUGUUCCAACGAAGAUGCUGAAUGUGAACGGCUCCUUGAGGAUCAGUGUGUACAAUCCUGCAACAUUCUACGGCAUUCAUGUCACUGCUACACCGGUCAAUCUCUUCUACUCGGAAGUCGUUGUUGCAACAGGGGAGCUGAAGAAAUACUAUCAACACCGGAAAAGCCACAAGAAUGCGGUGGUGCACAUAGAGGGAACCCGAGUCCCCUUAUACGGGGCUGCAUCGAAUCUGAUAGUUGAAGAUGGUGGUGCAGUUCAGGUCCCACUGACGUUGGAGUUUGAAGUGAGGACGCAAGGCGAUUUGGUCGGGAAAUUGGUGAGGACAAUGCACCGGAGAAGAGUGUCGUGCCCACUGAUCCUCGAUUCAACGAGGAACAAGCCCAUCAGGUUCAACAAGGAUGAUUGCACUUACAGCUGAAGUAACCUACUUGAACCACAUUUUGUAUACUACUACUAUUCAACUUGUAACAGUGAAAGCAAUAUUCUUUUUUUUCAGUUGUGAAAAUAGGAAAUGUGAAGGUUGUGGUAACAGUUGUAUCCUGUAUAAUGAUUAAUGUGCCAACAAAUUCAGUUUAGUUGAAAGCAA
Molecule: messenger RNA, 1467 nt
Organism: Salvia splendens (bonfire salvia)
Lineage: Eukaryota; Viridiplantae; Streptophyta; Magnoliopsida; Lamiales; Lamiaceae
Exons: 3
Coding region: 394-1299 (301 amino acids)
Source: RefSeq, a predicted model, not a curated record